GGGCGAAUGACAGAUAUGACAUCAACUGUAAACGAACGGACAAUCGCGAUUUCAGUGUGCGACGGAGAAAAAUAAAAAAAAACACAGACUUCAAGUCCUUCGAAAGUAGCAGCUUUGGGCGAAAGUAAAAAGUUCAAAUUAUUAUAAUUUUUGUGUUAUAUCGUACCACAGUUGUGAAAACGCAUGUUUUAUAAUCGAGUGAAUAGUGGAGUUUGUCUAGCCGAGGUGAAACCUUUUCAAAGCAAACGGACAGAAAAAAAAAACUGAAAGAACCCACCGUGUAUUACCAAAUUGCGUAUUUCGCAAUUUGCAGGCUCGUAUCUCGGGUCUUGGAGGGCAGGAUAUUAUUUGGGGUUGCUGAUAUUUUGGAACUGUAAAACGGCACUAGCUUCGAAGCUCGGGCAGCGACAAUCCUGCGCGCCUCUAUGGCUACCAGUGGUCAGCGGUUGACCGAAUACGAAGAGGUUCGCGAUUGAGCAAGAACGAGUGACUUGGUUUGCUCCGAGGCAGCAGCAGUGAGGCAUUUCAGGCGAGAUGACCAACAAAGAGUAUGACUAUCUGCUGAAGGUGCUCCUGGUGGGGGACAGUGACGUCGGGAAGCAGGAGAUUCUUUCCGGGCUGGACGAUUGCACAUCGGAGAGCCCAUUCUGCAGCGGUAGCGCCGCGUACAAAACCACAACUAUCCUGCUGGACGGCAAACGCGUCAAACUGCAGGUAUGGGACACAUCCGGCCAGGGCCGGUUUUGCACCAUCAUUCGGUCGUAUUCCCGGGGAGCACAGGGCAUCAUUCUGGUGUACGACAUCACCAACAAGUGGAGCUUCGACGGGUUGAGUCGUUGGCUGAAGGAGGUGGAGGAACACGCCCCGGGCGUUCCCAAGGUGCUCGUGGGUAACCGACUGCAUCUGGCCUUCAAACGACAGGUGGCGGCCCGACAGGCCGAACUUUACGCCUCCCGGAAUAAGAUGGCGUGCUUCGAGAUUUCCCCCCUGUGCGAUUUCAACAUUCGCGAGUCGUUCUGCGAGUUGGCUCGCAUGGCCCUGCAUCGGAACGGGAUGGAGCGGAUCUGGCGCUCGAACAAGGUGCUCUCGCUGCAGGAACUGUGCUGCCGGACGAUCGUCCGGAGGACGAGCGUGUACGCGAUCGACAGUCUGCCGCUUCCGCCGUCGGUUAAAUCCUACCUAAAAUCGUACGCCCUCACGUCCUCCCAGUGUCUCAGCACGGCGGUCCUGCACCACAACACGGCACCCGCCUCGAACGCGAAGAACCUCAAGUGCAAAACACCCACCGGUCAUCUCAAGCUGCAUCGAAGUAACCACGGGCUGGGAAGUGUUAGCAGUGGCAUGCGGAACAGUUGCGUGAUAUCCUGAUUGUCGUCGAUCGUAGCGUCUCUGCGGCGCAUCUUCAUCAGACGGAGACGACGAUCGAGGUCCAGCGGGAGGGAUGGCGGAGGUGGCGGCAGCAGUAGCAGCAGACGCAGUAGUCAGAGCACCGCUGCUUUCGUUGGCAUCGGUUCCAGCAGCGUAAACCGCAGCGGUAGGGGCGGUCACAGUAGUUGUUGUUUUUAAUUUUUUUAUAUGAUUACUAGCUUUAUUUUGCUUAUUUUUUUUUUAUUUCAUUUUUCUUGAUCUGUGCGAGAAAGUUAUGAUGUGUGUAUACAAUGAAUGAUAAUCACUGAUUUCGGAUUCCAGUUUAUAUCGAAGAAUAGGAUGCUUUUUGUGCUCUAAAGUGUUGUGUUUCUUUUUUUUUGUCAGUCGACUGAGGUUUCCUGCGCAAUGAAUUUCUGUUAAAUUUUUUCAAAUUAUUUAACAUAAUUAGUUGGGAAGUAAAUCACAUUUGUGGGAAUCUCAAAUUUUGGGUGCGGUGUCAAAUGUCAAUGCCAACCAGUGCUUGGAAAUAUCUGUUUCACAACAAUAUUUUCAGCCAAAUUUCAGACCACAUUCGAUCAUUACACCAUUGACACAUUUCGCGCCAACUCGACCAGAUGUUGGCAUGACACUCUCAGAACUAAAUGAAACUUUCUGGACGUGAAGACCUUACCUAAUUAAGCAACUUGGCAUACUUAGUUUUCCAAAAAUGUAUCUAGACUAACAUAUAGAAAGGGCCAAAUAUUUUUGACAAUUUUCUUAUAUUUUUUUUGCUCGAAAAUGGUAAGUCCUACAAAAAGUGAUCCAUGGAAGAGUUUUAGGAAAAUAAUUGAAUUUUCAGAAAAAAAAUACUGAAAAAAACAUUUUUUGAAAUCCUACACUGAAACAAAUCGUUUUUAAAAACUAAAAGUCGUCGUCAUCUCAGAUUUUGAUGAAAUGGUAGAUAAAUAUAUGCCCUACAACUCUUCCAUACAUUGCGGAUUGUGCAUAUUUAAAACAAAAAAGUUUUUCUAACAAAAACUUUUUCAAUAUUUUCUUGAAAUUAAGUUUAUUUCUUCCUUCAGUGCAGAAAGCCAACCCAAAAUAACAAAAAAUAAAUAAUAAUAAUAAAAAUGUUGAAUGAGUGUUUUAAAGGUCUUUAUUUCAAAUCAAAUGUAAUACAACUUAUGAAAUUUUGUGACAUUAAAUUCAUUUUUAGUUCAUCUGAUCUUAUACCAUGUUCAUGUCAACUUAUAUUCUAAGAGAUGCAAUCAUCAUGUAUUUCCUAUUUUUUUUCUUUUUAUCUAACAUUCUGAAGAUUUUGGGAUCAUCUACUGAAUUUGAAAACCUUUCAGCUGCGAUUUUAUUUUCAUCUACAGGAAUAAAGCAAUGACGUUUUUGUGUCCCCGAUAUUGUUUUCGCGUGAUAACCCUGUGUAGCAUUUUGAAUAAUGAAUGAAUAAUUUUCUGAAAAAAACUCAAAUUACUAUUAUCUCUUUUUGCGUCAAAGAUUUUUUUUUAAAUUUCGCAUCAGAGCAGACUGCUGCUUGUAAAUAAAGUUAUGCUCUAUGAGGUUGUCUACUUUAUCAACAAAAUACGGCACAAAUUCAUCGAAUGGUUGUAAAAUUGUUGAAUUGAUGAUUUGGAAACACAACCCAAACAGCACUAGAGCUUUAUGAUUGGGCAGUUAUGACAAGUUUUAUUACAUUUGAUUUGAAAUAAAGACCUUUAAAACACUAAUUCAACAUUUUUAUUAUUAUUAUUUAUUUUUUGUUAUUUUGGGCUGGCUUUCUGCACUGAAGGAAGAAAGAAACUUACUUUCAAUAAAAUAUUGGAAAAGUUUUUGUUAGAAAAACUUUUUUUGUCUUAAAUAUCGUCGCAGUCGCAGUGUAUGGAAGAGGUGUAGGGCACAUAUUUAUCUACCAUUUAUAUACAAUUUCAUCAAAAUCUGAGAUGACCAUUUUGAGGAAAUCGACUCUUAGAUUUUAAAAAUGAUUUUUUUCAGUUUUUUUUUCUGAAAAUUCAAUUAUUUUCCUAAAAUUAUUCCAUAGAUUACGUUUUUCUAGGACUUACCAUUUUCGAGAAAAAAAAAUUAUAUAAAAAAUGGUCAAAAAUAUAUGUUCCAUAUGUUAGUCUAGAUAAAUUUUCGGAAAAUUAGUAUGCCAAGUUUCUUAAUUAGCCCUAGGCGCCUAUGUAAUACCAGGUGAAACAAUCAUAUGAACUGCACUUUCAGCCAUAUAGAAAUUGUUGUCGGUAUUGUUUACAGAUGAUGUUGCUUCACCUGUUAUCCAUUUAUAUAAGCGCCUUGGGUAAGCCCAAGGCGCCUCUAUAUAUACCAGGUGAAACAAUUAUAUGAAAUGCACUUUCAGCCAUAUUGGAAUUGCUGUCGGUAUUGUUUACAAACAGCUGCCGGCGGCUCUCUAGAAACUGCCACGACGCUUAUUCGAACGAUGCCUACUAUGUUCGGCUUUCGCAAAUUUAUGUGAAAAAGAAGAGAUGAUUUUGUAGAAUUUCAUUCUCAUCCAGUUCAUCCACUACUCUCGCAUGUGAAAAUGCAAAAAUGGCGUAUCCUAGCAAUGACGAAACAAACAGCUCCCGCUCCACAAACCGUAAUCCCCUUCUUAUUGAAGUGAUGAUGUUGCUUCACCUGUUAUACAUUUAUACAAGCGCCUUGGGUAAGCCAAGCCUCACAGUCACAGAAAGCCACGCACAGUUGAGUUCAGUUCAGUUUCGUUCAUUCUUUCUUUCGUUCCGGUCUGCGUUCACGGAAUGUGAGCAAUAGGAAAUAUCCCUAGUUUUGUCAUUCAUUGAUACUAAUAUACAAGUUCAUUCAAUAUCAACAUCGUUCUCGGACACUGGUGAAACGGUGAAAUUGGUUGAGGAAGAUGAGGAAAGACAGAAAAUUCAUAAUAGUGGCAACAAAUUAGGAUAGCGUUGCGGAGUAUGAUGGAGUCGACAAUGUAGGCGUUUUUAAAUUGUUCAAGCAAGCAAGGUUUCGGUCUCAGUUAAAAUGCUUCCAUUUACAUAGUGAAUAUGCAAUUACAAUACCACUUGUCAGAAAUGUAUCAAAAGACUACAAUUCCGAUGUGAAAAAGUAUCGGUUUGACUCAAAUUUCGGACACUUCAUUUCAAAAACUAAAUUAAUUGAACAUCAAUGUUGUUUGUAUACCUAUAAAUGUUGUUAUACUGAAGGGUAUAUCCUAAAAAAUAUCGGGGUUUGCAAUAUUCAAUUAUUUAUAACAUUGAUGUUCCAUAAAUUAAGUUUUUUUAAAUAAAGUGUUCGGAAUUUGAGUCAAUACGGUAUAGGUAUAUUUUGAUCUAUGAUGAAAAUUAAACACAAAUAAAGUCAAAAAAGAACAGAGCUGCAAGAUCAUGUAUUAAAAAAAAUGAAAUAGUCCAAGACACGACCGCAUUGGGAAUAAUUCCAGCUUUUUUUCGCGAACGGGUUAGACUGUAUUAUAGGAAUGACGGAUGAAAUUGUCAACAUCCAGCUUUGGGUGACGAUGUUUGAAUUUGCUACUCGGAUCGAUUUUUCAGAAUGCUUCCUCGCCGUCCAACCCAGCAAACAUUAAAUCGUAUAAUUUUGCACAUGAUAAGUUACAUAUAAAUUCGUAUCAAAUCACAAUCGCAUAAAAUAUCAAUCAAAAUAUCGAUCAUAUAUAUCUAAAAUCGCAUAAAAUGCAAAAACACGAUUUUCCAUAUAUUUGCUGAAUUGAGUGGUAACAUUGUCGGAUCAAAUCGCAUAUCAGUCCGAAAAACAUCGUAUAUCGUUAUAUACGGCUUUAUAUGCGUACGAAAUAUGACAUAUACGUAUAUCGCCUCCACUUUUGCGUGUAUAUGCUAGUUAUAUGCAUCAUAUAUCAUCCAAAUGUGUCUUGGUUGUAUGUAUAUCGCCUCCAAUUAAAGUUAUUCAUACGACUUAAUGUUUGCUGGGAAGCCUCUGCAAUCCCAAGUUGUUUUGGUGAAUGUGCGUGCGCCUCUUGCUCUUUUGCUGUCAAUAGAUCAGGCCAUUUCCGCUUGCACCACCGAUUUGUGUUGCGAUUUCGGAGUAACUUCAAAAAUAACUGAAUUAGAACAGUGCCUUGCUGAAUGAGAAAAUCACACACUUAUCGGGAUAUUGAAAUGGAACAGUCACAACAUUCCUGACAAUUCAAUGGCAAUGAAUAAAUGAGAAUGAAUUCUCAUGACUCGAACUUUAAGGAAUGCUCAGAUCAAGGCACCUAGAAGUAUAUCCUAAGGUAAGGCCGUUUCGUCACUAAGUUGGUUAGGGGAACGGUAUAUGGUAUAACAGUACGGAAGAAAGUAGAAGGGGAAUUAUUUACUUGUAGCGUGAAAGAGACAGACUGAUCACGAGCGAGCUUCGGCACUAGCGUAUUGUGUUUUGUUUACAAACAAAACACAGUAGACUACCAAGAUGGCUGAAGAGUGGUUUUAGCAAGUUGGCCCACUUUAGGAUAUACUUCUAGGCGCCUUGGCUCAGAUAGCACAGAAUGAAUAUAAAAGAACACAGUUGUAAAUUUGUUUGACGUCGAAUGAAUGACAGCAGCAUUGACAAGAAAAAUAAACGCGUUACACUGAUAAAAAUCUAUUUUCAAUAUUACUUAACAAGCUCAAUAUUUCCAAACCCUGAUGCCAACUCAAAAAAAAUCUCCCGCUCGGAAUUCCACCCAUUACUUUUUCUCUUUCGUUGCGCAAGGAUUUAAGUAACGCAAAAGCAUUUUAGUAUGUAAGGGGGGAAAUAAAAACGCGGAAUCGAAACAAGCAUAACAAAAAAACUGCAAGUAAAUGUGUAAAACUCAUCUGAUUAUUAUAUAUCGAUAAAAAUACCAAAUACUAAUUUUAUACAUUUAUCCUAAAUUAUGACGUAUAAUCGUAAAAUAUAUACAAUGAAAAACACACAAAAACACUAAAAACAAAAACCUUGUAUACAUUUUCUCCUUCAAGUGGGUACUAAUGUCGAGUAAUGGAUAAUUUUAAUAUUAUUUCUAGAUGUGUAAGCUCCUUUGUAACAACACUUUUUUGAAAAACAAACAAAAAAAACAAUACAAAUCAGAUACAAAUCGUGAAACCAGAAAAGGCUAUCGAAUAACGUCCAAUAUAAGGUAACUCUCACACCUCGUGCAGUUUUUCCCUCACGCUCCUAAAAACAACAAAAAAAAGCUAAACAAAAUACAGUUGCCAUAAUGUUAGAACAACUAGUUGAUUGAAUUCUCUUGUGGUUAAGAGAGCGCAGUGGUCUGAAAGUGACGCGGAGUGUAAUCUCUAUAAAACGUAUACAAACAAACAUACACUACACACACUCUCACUUAUAUACAAACACACACACAAACAUCCAGUUUUAACCUGUGUCAAUCGAUGCGCGCGUGUGGGUGGUCUGUGCAUUAAGCGAAUGAGGAAGGCAUAAGACUGCAACAGCUUUGCGGAGGUGUUUGUUCGCGGUAAGCCGGCAAAAACAAUCUUAACAAUCAAUAUCGAUCCGUCUUCUGUACAUUUCAUUGUAAUGCUCACGUCUAGAGUCAACCAUAGUAUCACAUCGUAAGCACACACACACACCCUCUCUUCCCACAACAAUGUCCAACCAUCAUUUGUGCGGUUCAAGGACGAGGAAAGGCCCUGAUCUGAACGCGUAAGCAAACCUUCGGUUGUUACUAGUUUUUAGUUUUUGCUAAGUCGAGCGAUGAUCGCGAUGAGAGAGUGAGUGAGCUCGAUUUUUGUAUGAUAAUAAUUAUAAUAAUAAUCAUAUAUUAAGCGCUAACAAAGUUUUGCGACAGUAGCAACCAAUAAAACAAAAACAAGAACAAAAUGACAAAAUUAUAUUAUACAGAUACGGCGGCGAUAUUAUGCAAAACACAAAACAAAAAACAAACAGAAUUUUCAAAUCA
This is a messenger RNA of Toxorhynchites rutilus septentrionalis, 7225 nucleotides long. RefSeq names its product ras-related protein Rab-40C (gene Rab40). Lineage: Eukaryota; Metazoa; Arthropoda; Insecta; Diptera; Culicidae. Bases 535 to 1368 code for a protein of 277 amino acids. Gene Ontology annotation, molecular function: GTPase activity; GTP binding. Gene Ontology annotation, biological process: protein localization to plasma membrane; intracellular signal transduction. The record is from RefSeq and is a predicted model, not a curated record. Gene Ontology annotation, cellular component: endosome; synaptic vesicle; plasma membrane. The transcript is spliced from 5 exons.